This is a messenger RNA of Rangifer tarandus platyrhynchus (Svalbard reindeer), 1221 nucleotides long. NCBI's taxonomy places the organism in Eukaryota, Metazoa, Chordata, Mammalia, Artiodactyla, Cervidae. The record is from the annotation of a GenBank genome assembly.
AUGAACAACUCGGGCGCCGACGAGAUCGGGAAGCUUUUUGUGGGCGGUCUUGACUGGAGCACCACCCAAGAGACGCUGCGCAGCUACUUUUCCCAGUAUGGAGAGGUCGUGGACUGCGUGAUCAUGAAAGACAAGACGACCAACCAGUCUCGAGGCUUUGGCUUUGUCAAAUUCAAAGAUCCAAACUGCGUGGGCACGGUGCUGGCCAGCAGACCACACACCCUCGAUGGCCGAAACAUUGACCCAAAGCCAUGCACGCCUCGGGGGAUGCAGCCGGAGAGGACGCGGCCGAAGGAAGGCUGGCAGAAAGGACCCAGGAGUGAUAACAGUAAAUCAAAUAAGAUAUUUGUCGGAGGAAUUCCUCACAAUUGUGGUGAGACAGAGCUCAGGGAAUACUUCAAGAAAUUUGGAGUGGUCACAGAAGUGGUCAUGAUCUACGAUGCGGAAAAGCAGAGGCCUCGAGGUUUUGGAUUUAUUACUUUCGAGGACGAACAAUCAGUGGACCAGGCUGUCAACAUGCAUUUUCACGACAUCAUGGGCAAAAAAGUGGAAGUUAAACGGGCUGAACCUCGGGACAGCAAGAGCCAAGCGCCGGGACAGCCAGGUGCCAGCCAGUGGGGCAGCCGGGUCGUGCCCAAUGCCGCCAAUGGCUGGGCAGGCCAGCCCCCGCCUACGUGGCAGCAGGGAUAUGGCCCACAAGGAAUGUGGGUGCCGGCAGGACAGGCGAUCGGUGGCUAUGGACCGCCCCCCGCAGGAAGAGGAGCCCCCCCACCGCCCCCACCCUUUACCUCCUACAUUGUGUCUACCCCUCCUGGAGGCUUCCCGCCUCCCCAGGGCUUCCCCCAGGGCUACGGCGCGCCCCCACAGUUCAGUUUCGGCUACGGACCUCCACCUCCCCCACCAGAUCAGUUUGCCCCUCCGGGGGUUCCCCCACCACCGGCCACUCCCGGGGCCGCACCUCUGGCCUUCCCGCCACCUCCAUCUCAGGCCGCCCCGGACAUGAGCAAACCACCGACCGCCCAGCCCGACUUCCCGUACAGCCAGUAUGGUUACGGACAGGACUUGGCCAGCUUCGGACAGGGCUUCUCAGACCCUAGCCAGCAGCCCCCCUCCUAUGGGGGCCCCUCGGUGCCUGGCUCAGGGGGUCCCCCCGCUGGCGGAAGUGGCUUUGGACGCGGUCAGAACCACAACGUACAAGGAUUCCAUCCCUACCGACGCUAG